This is a messenger RNA of Cryphonectria parasitica EP155, 2086 nucleotides long. RefSeq lists its product as uncharacterized. Gene Ontology annotation, biological process: protein peptidyl-prolyl isomerization. Gene Ontology annotation, cellular component: nucleus. Gene Ontology annotation, molecular function: peptidyl-prolyl cis-trans isomerase activity; RNA binding. Bases 1 to 1467 code for a protein of 488 amino acids. The record is from RefSeq and is a predicted model, not a curated record. The transcript is spliced from 3 exons. Lineage: Eukaryota; Fungi; Ascomycota; Sordariomycetes; Diaporthales; Cryphonectriaceae.
AUGUCGGUCCUCCUCGAGACGAGCGCCGGCGACAUCGUCGUGGACCUGCUCGUCGACUACACCCCAAAGCUUUGCGAGAACUUUCUGAAGCUCUGCAAGCUCAAAUACUACAAUUUCGCCCCCGUCCACUCCGUCCAGAAGAACUUCUCCUUCCAGACCGGCGACCCGCUCGGUCCCUCGUCCUCGCUAUCCGAUGGCGGUUCCUCUGUUUGGGGGCUUCUAUCCUCUGAUCCGGCAGACCGUACCUUUCCCGCCUUGUUCCACCCCAAGCUCAAACAUCUCGAGCGUGGUACCGUCAGCAUGGCCACCACUCCCAACCCCGCAGACGGCGGAGAGACCAGACUAGCCGCGAGCCAGUUCCUCGUCACCCUGGCUGAUGAAACCGACUACCUCGACGGGAAGGCUGCCAUCUUUGGCAAGGUCGUCGAGGGCUUUGACGUACUCGAGAAGAUUAACGAUGCAAUAGUCGACGAGAAGGGCUACCCCUUAGCCGAUAUCCGUAUCAAGCACACUGUCGUCCUCGACGAUCCCUAUCCCGACCCCGCUGGCCUGCGCGAGCCCAGCUCCUCCCCCGUCCCCACCAAAGCCCAGCUUGCCACCGUGCGCAUUGCUGACGGCGAAGUCGAGAAGCUCGAUCAAGAGAUGGACGAGGAGGCCGCCGAGAAUGCAGAAAAGGCCCGCCGUGAGAGGGAAGCACGCGCCCAGGCUCUGACCCUGGAGAUGAUGGGCGAUCUGCCAUUUGCCGAGGUCAAGCCUCCAGAGAAUGUCCUUUUCGUCUGCAAGCUGAACCCUGUCACCGUCGAUUCCGACCUGGAGCUCAUCUUCAGCCGCUUUGGCAAGAUCCUCUCGUGUGAGAUUAUUCGCGAUCGCAAGACGGGUGACAGCCUGCAGUACGCUUUCAUCGAGUUUGAGGACAAGGGCGCGUGUGAGACCGCUUACUUCAAGAUGCAGGGUGUGCUCAUCGACGACCGGCGCAUCCAUGUUGAUUUCUCCCAGAGCGUGAGCCGGCUGAGUGAGAUGUGGAGGACAGAGACCAACACCAAGAGGCGGAAACACGCCUCUAACGGGAACAGAGGCGGUUGGGGUGGCGUCGAAGAGCUGGAGAAGUGGCGCAAGUACCGCGAGGAGGAUGACAUCCCUCAGGAGAGCGAUCGCUACCGAAUGGUACACGGCGAUGAGGAGAUGGAGAGCAGGGCCGUCAGAGACGAAGAGCGCAGGCCCACAGUGUCUCAUGGCUCCAGCCAGCAUCAGACCAGCUCCCAACGAGACCGGGCUUUCUCGAGAACCGACCGAAGCCGGAGCCCUCGGCAAUCUCGCUACUCAGAAUCCAAAAACGACAAAGACUUGGGCUUUUCGAGGCGUGAUCGAAGCAGGAGCCCCUGGAAGGGUCGCCACGAGUCGAGAAGAGACCAAGACGUCCGAGACAGACGCCGCGGGGGCAGCUAUAGAGACUCGCGAAGGAGAUGAGAAACAACCAGCUUGGGCUGUCACGAUUCCCCUGCUUCUUCUAAUACGAGCGUCUCGCAUCGACCAGCCACCUGCGGUCUUACUACGAGGUCGUCCGUAUCAUAAGCCUACGGCGGGUUCAACUCCUAAGACAGUCGAAGUCACAAACGUACUCGACCGAUCAUCUGUCCCCUCAGAUAUCCGUGCCCCCCCCCCCCCCCUUUUCACCCCUUUCAUGACUGAUGCGUGCCGUACUAAGAUUUAAGCCCUCGGGUCUGGUCACCAUCAGCUCUUCACUCGAAACUAGAGCUUUUUCUUCGGUGGAGGACAAGGGCGUCAAUCCUUCCUCGGAAUAUUAUCUCGCCGUCAAGACAGACGAAGCGGCUCCCUUGACACAUCUCACGGUUCACGAGCAAGUAAUUGCCGGUCUCUCACCUCUGCGCGAUCUGGGUCGAGUCGCUAAAUCCUGCUGCUACACAUGUGGCUUCAUGUCUCUUGGUGCACACUACCAGACCCUUCAGAUGAGAACAGAACCAGCUGCCUAGGAACAGUCCUCGAACCUUGUCAGUGAACUUGCAAUCUGUGAGACAGAAGGCUUCAGAGAAUUUAGGUGUGGCGUCUACUGUGGCUGUCAUCAUGU